CCGCUUUCAUUUAUCAGCAACAUUCUGAAUUACAUGUAUUAUGACACUGUAAAAUAAAACCCACCUUUAAUUUUUCAUUCUUGGAAAAUCAUAUCAUCUUCUUGUUAAUUACACAUGAAAAACCGCUUUUGUUUGAGCAGACGAGUGUUUCGAGCAGUGCGAAAGUAAAGAACACAGCAACCUCGCAAGUUCAACCUUUAGGCAUGGCGAAAGAUUGUUCAAUACAAGGACCAGUAAAGGAGGAGUUCACUUACCAAGCUGGAUCCGCUCCCUUCAAGAAUUGUCAUGCUUCUACCAUUGUCGAGGUUGAUAAGGAUCAUUUUUUGGUUGCCUAUUUUGGGGGUUCAUUCGAGGGGGCACCUGAUGUCAAAAUAUGGGUGCAGACUUACAAGAACGGGAGAUGGCAAGCACCUGUAAUUGCUGAUCAACAACCAAAUAUUCCUAUGUGGAAUCCUGUACUGUUCAAACUUGCAUCAGAUGUGAUACUUCUCUUCUACAAGAUAGGCCAAGAAGUUCAGAAAUGGAGUGGAUUUGUGAAACGCUCAUACGAUAAAGGCAUGACUUGGACAUCAAGAGAACAGCUUCCUCCUGGUAUAUUAGGACCUAUAAAGAAUAAGCCUAUUUUGCUUGAAAAUGGUAAUUUAAUUUGUGGAUCAUCUGUUGAAAGCUGGAACUCCUGGGGCGCCUGGGUAGAGGUAACAGCAGAUUUAGGCAGGUCAUGGAGCAAGCAUGGCCCAAUUUACAUUGAAAAUGAACCUCUGAGUGUGAUUCAACCAGUACCUUAUCAGACUGCAAAUGGGAAAUUACGUGUUUUACUACGAUCCUUUGAUGGCAUUGGUAGAGUUUGUAUGUCAGAAUCAUCUGAUGGUGGCAAGACUUGGGGAUAUGCAAAACCUACUCAGCUCCCCAACCCAAAUUCAGGUAUUGAUGGGAUUAAGCUUAGAGAUGGCCGGUUAUUGCUUGCUUAUAAUACUAAAUCAAGGGGUGUGCUUAAAGUGGCACUCUCUAAGGAUGAUGGUGAUUCUUGGUGCGAGGUUCUUACAUUGGAGGAUACAUUGGGAAUGGAAUUCUCUUAUCCUGCUGUUAUCCAGGACACUGAUGGACGAAUACAUAUCACCUAUACAUAUGAUAGAACACAAAUUAAGCAUGUUGUUCUUCUACCAAGUUGACGUGGAGUAAAUAGUUUCAAUUUCGAAAACGCAGAAACAACAGUAUUUUACUUAAUCCAUCUACAUUAUCAUAUACUAUUCUUUGUUCAGUAAAAAAGCUAACUAAAA
This is a messenger RNA of Vigna angularis (adzuki bean), 1277 nucleotides long. RefSeq lists its product as uncharacterized. The transcript is spliced from 9 exons. NCBI's taxonomy places the organism in Eukaryota, Viridiplantae, Streptophyta, Magnoliopsida, Fabales, Fabaceae. The record is from RefSeq and is a predicted model, not a curated record. The coding region runs from base 204 to 1169 and encodes 321 amino acids.